AUGCAACCGCAGCCAUCACAGACUGGCAUGAUGCAGUGGCAGUGGUACUUUGAAACGUCCAAGUCCAAAUUUAUUUCUUCGAUGUCGACUCCGACCGAAAAAGCUGCUGCAAUGCGUGCUGCCAAGCUGAAGAGGCAUGUGGAGGCCGCCACUACUCCUGAAUCUGCUCCGAGUCGACCUUCCCGACAAUCCAAGGCCACAGCACUGAAAAAUCAAGUUUGGAUGUCAGAAAAGAAGACACGAAAGUGGGCCGCAUCGAGCACGGCUGAGCCUGAUCACGCCAAGCAGGCACAAACUUCGGACAAAAAAAAACCUGACCCUGCAAACAGACAGAAGAGCAGUGUUACAUGGCCAGCGGCACAACCUUUUGAGUCUGACUCAGACGACUUCAAGGUUGAUGGAAGUGAUGGUGCCUCAUCUGAUUUUGGAGCCGAGUCCAACAACAAAGAAUCAGAUGAUGAUAGUAUUUUGGGACUCAUUGGCGACAAGCUGAAGGCCACUCUUGACUAUGAGCGUCCUCAAUUUACUCUACAUAACGACAACAGCAGUGUUGCUUCGACAUUCAGCUCAAUGCCAAGUACAUCACCGGUUUCUGAUGACGAGGCCCUCAUUGGUACCAUGGACUCUGCUACCGAGGAUACAGGUAACAGUCUGACUACUAACGGGAAGAAAUCCGGCUCUCACUAUCGUCCUUCCAAGCUGAAAGGGACGAGUACUAAGACCAAUCAGAAAGUGGCACUGUCGAAAGGAACCAAACACAUGAAGCAAAGAGAACAAGAGAAACCAACUUGGUGCACGCCGAACAAGGUUGAUGAUACCACCAGUGAUGGACCACCUGCAGAUGAUGAAGCAGUGUCAGCAAGGUCUAUUCGUUCAUGCAAAGAUGACUGGUUGCCUUCUUGUCGCAUCAUGUAUAGCGCCUCCGGCAAGGUCAAUAUCACCGAGCAACAACCCCACAUCCAGGACAUGUUGCGGGCCUCAAUUACCUGUCUUCACAAGCACAUCCUCUUCGAAAAUGCGUACUUGGACCUCCAGCAAAGGAGGAAAAUCAUGGCCGACAUACUCUUGUCAUGUGCGAAAGAUGGAGAGGACUCGGAAUUUGUAGAUGUAAGAAAACGGCUUAUGAAGGAUGCGAAGUAUGUAUGUGCGUUAUCUUUGGUGCCUGAAGGUCGUAUUGGCACCAUUCGCAGGAACGUCAGGAAGGCUGCACAAGCACAUGUGGCGAGCCACUAUGGUUUGACAAAAGGUGCCGAUGAUAGGGUCAAGGACCUUCUCAAAAACAACGCUUACAUUUAUCCUGUGAACGCAAAGGGGGACCCUAUCCGAACCAAACCAUUUCAAGUGCCAGCGAUUUUGGACACCAUCGAGGAUGCUUUCUUCAGCGACGAGCUCGCAGCAGGAGUAAAGUGGCAUGAUCAUCUAACAUCAACAAUUGAUGAUCAUCCUGAAGAGGUUGAGCUGCCUGUUGCGAUGGUGGCACUUGCUAGCGCUGCAGUGUGCUCCGUCAUUAUGCAGUACUCCUCCGAAAAAUACGACCAAGACUUCAACUCGGACAUGUACGGCAGGAUCUAUCGAACAUUAGUUGGCCUGUUGAAUGGCAUCUUCAAGACCAGCGAGCGCAAAUUUCACGUACUUGGACACUCGUUGUAUAUGUCUGUCUACGGGUCGAAGCGCAAGACUGAGGAACCUAGCGCAGCCGAGAGUCUCAUGUUCCUCGAUAUUGACGGUAUGGCGGAGGAAUGA
This is a messenger RNA of Suillus paluster, 1743 nucleotides long. RefSeq lists its product as uncharacterized. NCBI's taxonomy places the organism in Eukaryota, Fungi, Basidiomycota, Agaricomycetes, Boletales, Suillaceae. The transcript has 13 exons. The record is from RefSeq and is a predicted model, not a curated record. The coding region runs from base 1 to 1743 and encodes 580 amino acids.